AUGGCCGACCUCAAAGAGCCACCCGGACCAACGUCACCAUCACCACCACCACCACCACCACCACCACCGACAACAACAACAACCACCACCACGCGUGCCCUUCGCGGCGCCUCCCUCCUCAUCCUCCUGCAAAUCCUCUCCCGCGCCCUGACCUUCAUCGCCAACCAAAUCCUACUACGCUUCCUAACCGCCUCUUUGCUAGGCGUCUCCACCCAAUUAGAAGUAUACUACCUCUCCGUCAUCUUCUUCGCUCGGGAAUCCCUCAGGGUAGCCAUCCAGCGCCAAGACACCACCACUUUAUCCGCCUCUCUUCCAUCCUCCUCCUCCUCCUCCACCUCAUCUGAAUCCGCCAAAGAUAGGAAAGAUGGCAAAUCUGAAGAUGGAAAAGAUGCUGCUGCAGCUGCCACACAAGCAGUAAUCAACCUCUCCCACCUCUCCCUUCUCCUCUCUUUACCCCUGUCCUUCCUCUUCGGCCGUGUCUACCUCUCCUCCCUCUCUCUUUCCACCCUCCAAUCCACUCCCUAUCUGGUACCCAGUCUGUAUCUGUACGGUCUCGCUGCCAUUUUAGAGUUGCUAUCCGAGCCCUGCUUCGCCGUGAUGCAGAUCCGCUUCCAGUUCGGCGUGCGCGCCGCGGCCGAGAGCGUGGCUACCUUUUUGCGGUGCGCCGUCACCUUGGGGAUAGCGGUCUGGGGGGCGCGAACGGGACGGGAGAUGGGGACGUUGCCGUUUGCCGUUGGGCAGUGUGUCUACGCGGUGGGGUUGUUGGCGGUUUAUUUGUGGAAGGGGUGGAGACUUUCGGGAAGGGAAGGGUUCUCGCUGUGGCCGAGGCGGUUGUUAUUGUCUGGAGGUGAGAAACAGCAGCGGAAGGAUGGCAAAGGGAACGGAGGAGGAGGAGGAGGAAAGAAACAGGAUUUGUUCGUCCUAGGAUACUUCUACCGCCCUACCCUCGACCUAGCCUCCAGCAUGAUGGCCCAAAGCGUCGUCAAACACAUCCUCACUCAAGGCGACACUUUUCUCGUCAGCAUCUUGUCUACGCCCACGGCACAGGGGGUCUACGCUUUGGCGAAUAACUAUGGUGGUUUGUUAGCCAGAUUGGUAUUCCAGCCGAUAGAAGAGAGCAGUAGGAGUUACUUUAGUCGGUUAUUGGCUGAUUCUGCCCCUUCCCCUUCACCCUCUUCCCCUUCUUCCUCCCCGUCCCUUUCCUCCUCCAAACUCCCCUCUCCCAAGACCCCCUCCUCCAAACCCUCCUCAACAGCCCUCCACCAAGCCUCUUCCUCACUCACCACCCUCCUAAAAUCCUACCUCCUCCUCUCCCUCCCUCUCCUGGUCUUUGGCCCCCCCGCCUCUUCCCCCCUUUUGACUCUCAUCGCCGGCCGCCGCUGGACCUCUUCGUCGUCCUCCUCCUCUUCCACCACCACCACAGUCCCGGUCGACAGCGCCCCCGCCACCCUAUCCCUCUACAUGUACUACAUCCCCCUGCUGGCGCUCAACGGGAUCCUUGAAGCUUUUGUCUCGUCCGUGGCGUCCGAAGCACAAGUCCAUCGACAAUCGCUGUUCAUGACGGCUUUUUCGCUUGUGUUUGCGGGAACGGGGUACUUGACGCUCAAGGUGUGGGGGAUGGGCGCGAGGGGGCUGGUGGUGGCGAAUGCGGUGAAUAUGGCGUGUCGGAUUGCGUGGUGUUGGGGGUUUGUUGGGCGGUGGUUUGCUGAACGGACUGGUGGGGAGAAAGGGGAGAAGGAGGAUGAGAAAGAAAAAGAAAAUGUGAGGUUCGGAGUGUUGGACGUCUUGCCUAAGCCUGGAGCGGUGGCGGCUGCGGUUGUGGCUAGGAGUGUUGUUGGACGGGUUGUGGGAGCUGGUCAGCAGAAGGUGGUGAUGGGUGCCAAAGAGGCGGUUUGGGAGUUGUUCGAGAUUGCGGGAGUGGCGGUGCCUUUUGUUGUUGCUGUGUGA
Messenger RNA from Neurospora tetrasperma FGSC 2508, 1947 nucleotides. RefSeq lists its product as uncharacterized. The record is from RefSeq and is a predicted model, not a curated record. The transcript has a single exon. The coding region runs from base 1 to 1947 and encodes 648 amino acids. Gene Ontology annotation, biological process: glycolipid translocation; dolichol-linked oligosaccharide biosynthetic process. Lineage: Eukaryota; Fungi; Ascomycota; Sordariomycetes; Sordariales; Sordariaceae. Gene Ontology annotation, cellular component: endoplasmic reticulum membrane.